Molecule: messenger RNA, 2517 nt
Organism: Onthophagus taurus
Lineage: Eukaryota; Metazoa; Arthropoda; Insecta; Coleoptera; Scarabaeidae
Gene: Cep97
Product: Centrosomal protein 97kDa
Biological process (GO): negative regulation of cilium assembly
Cellular component (GO): centrosome
Molecular function (GO): protein binding
Source: RefSeq, a predicted model, not a curated record
GUGUCAUAUGAGUUCUGUCAAACGUAGUGAAAGCGUCAAAAGUGACAAUUACUCAACAAAAAUAAACAACUUCACUUUUAAUCGGUUUAAAAAUAUAUGGCGUAACGAGCAAAUGGAUAACUCAGACACGUUGAACCUGUCGGGCAAAAAACUUAAAAAGCUAAGCAAACCCCAGCUCCACGACUCGCACAUUACUACUCUAAUACUAGAUGAAAAUGAAUUACAAAGACUGGAUAACAUAGACUCUUAUACAAAGGUCCAAAAACUUUCUGCUGUUAGAAAUCAAUUAUUACGGAUGCAUCAAGUUUGCAGAUUGCAAUCUUUACAUACCUUAAAUUUGGCUAAUAAUGGCAUUUUAACUAUCGAAGGUUUAAAAGAUUUGAUUCAUUUAAGAGUUUUAAAUCUAGCAAAAAAUAACAUUAAAACUAUUGAGCACCUAAAUACAAAUGUAAACCUUGAACACUUGGACUUAAGUGAAAAUAGCAUCACACACAUUGUGGAUCUGUCUUUUUUAAAAAACUUAAGGGAACUUUUGCUUCACAAUAACAAAAUCGGCCAUUUAAGGCAAUGCGAUCGUUUUUUACCAACUUCAUUAAUAACACUGACACUCGCCUCGAACAACAUCUCCGAUUUAAACGAAAUCUCACAGCUUGUUAACUUGAAAAAUUUAAAUAGCAUUUCCAUUGCGGGAAAUCCUUGCGUUACAAUGACUGGAAACAAAAUUGGUUUCGAUUAUCGGCCCUUUAUCAUCAAUUGGUGUAUGAAUGUUCAAAUUAUUGAUGGAUAUGUGGUUGAUGCUAUAGAAAGUCUUCGAGGUGAAUGGCUUUAUUCUCAAGGUAGAGGUAGGCAUUUUAGAGUUGGUGAUCAAGAUGAAUUAAGUCAGUAUUUAGCAAGUACUUGCCCUUUAACUGGUGAACAAUUGGAAACUGAAGAGGACCGGAAAUUAAGAUUAAUUUUGAGUAAAGCUCAACACCAUCAACAACAGCUUCGAGAGCAAUCUGAAGUUAACUCAAUCCCAUCACCGCUAACAAGAAAAAGACUUCACGGUGCAAAGUAUUCCCCAAAAACAGCUUCUCGGAUAGGAAAUAGAAAUAAAUCGCCAGAUAGGAUGUCAUCUAGUUGUUACUCAUCAUCGACAAUUACAGAAUCAUCAAAUUUAAUGACUCAAAGUCUUGAUCCUAAGUUAUUAAGCGAAACUGUUAAUGGUAAAUGUAAUGGGAUUACCAAAGAGAUGUCUUCAUCAGUUGUUUUAGAAAAAUGUCUCGAUAUUUCAGAAAAUGAAAUGAUUAGUAGUCCUUUACAAGCCUUAUCAAAACUUGUUCCCGUUCCCGAAUCUUUAAUGAGCCCUGAUUAUCGCCCGUCGCCAUUAAUCGGAAGACUGAGUACUCCUUCGUCGAUGCCAAUGCUCAUCACAAAUCGGCCUGUAACGCCGAAAUCCGUCCAGAGCACCGCAACGAUAACGAAAUCACCGAAAUCGGUUAGAAGUAAUAUUGCGAGAAAUCGAAAUUUAACACCUGAAAAUAAAAGGGUGAAUACACCAAGCCCAAAUCGACAAAGAAAAAUGACGCAAAAUAACGAAGUAACGAAGAAUGAUGUCAUAAAAUCGUCGUUGAAAAAAUCUGCAAGUAGUGAGGAUGAAUCGGAAAUUUAUGAUUCAAAGUUACAAUCGAUUCAAUUGAAAGCGGAGGAAAAGAAAUUGAAGGUUGAAAGCGGUGGAAAUGUUGUUUCUGGGGAUGAUAAAAUUGAAAGGGCUGCAGUUAUUAUUCAAAGAAUGUGGAGGGGGUAUUACAUUAGAAAUUGCGACAAGGAUAUUCAAGAUUUAUAUAAAAGUUUGCAAGCUAGAAGAGCUGAUGAAUACAUCCAGAAAUUAGCAAGCGAUAUGGAAUCUACUAAAGCGGCUUUAGAAAGCGAAAGAAAAAUUCAAAUGUUGCAGAUGCAAGCCAUUAACGCGUUAUGGAAAAAAGUUUCUACAAUCAAUCCCGAAAACGAAUCGGCAAAUAAUUCAGUUGUUCCUGGUACAAGCAAGAUAGAUAAUGUAGAGUUAGUUAAAGAUUUAGCUCAAACAUGUUCUGUUUUGCAAAAUCAGAUUCAACAAUUACAAGGAUCAAUGCAAGAUAUAGUCAAAUUUAUGACUAUGUUUAGUCAAAUGUCAAAUGUAAAUCAACAAUUAAAGGAAACUGUAGCUGGAACGCAAACGGAAAUCAUAGCAGUCCAUACACCUCAAGGUGAUGGUGGGAAAUUAUUUCCGUUUCAAAAACAAACAAGACCAUCAUCUUUGCCAUUACCUAUAGCAAUGAAAUCACGUAAAGAAGUUAACCAAGAGUUAAAACAAUUCGCUGGAACGUUAGUUGAUGGUGUAAUUAAAACUGUCAGCGAAACAAAUCCCGAUUGUCUCGUUGGGCAUGAAGCGGAUGCAGGUAAAGAUCUUAAAGAGGAAAUGGUAGGAGAUUGCGUAGAGGUUUUAGAAGAAAGUUAAAAAAAGAACAUUUUUACUUUUAACAAAAAAAAAAAAAAAAA